Molecule: messenger RNA, 861 nt
Organism: Henningerozyma blattae CBS 6284
Lineage: Eukaryota; Fungi; Ascomycota; Saccharomycetes; Saccharomycetales; Saccharomycetaceae
Gene: YOX1
Product: Yox1p
Exons: 1
Coding region: 1-861 (286 amino acids)
Biological process (GO): cell differentiation; regulation of transcription by RNA polymerase II
Molecular function (GO): DNA-binding transcription factor activity, RNA polymerase II-specific; RNA polymerase II cis-regulatory region sequence-specific DNA binding
Source: RefSeq, a predicted model, not a curated record
AUGACCUCCCAUCCGCAGCCCCGUUCUCACUCCCACUCCCACAACCACACCUCGUUGCCCCGCCGUGUGCCCUCCAUUAGCGCCUUGCUAACGACCCCCCAAUUCCAAGAAAAUAUCAACACAUCCACAGUCACCUUGCCGCCGCUACACCAUGUCACUCCACCAGCCACGCCUGCAUCAACCCCGGGUCUUCAGAGUCCUCCGGUCUUCCGUUCGCCUGGCAUGGUCUCACCUUACACGACAAACUCCAGUCCUAUUUUAACUUCUGCUGCUACUACCACUCUAAGACCGUUACGUGUCAAACAAUAUUCCUUUGCAUCUAAUCCAAACAUUCUCCCCCCCCUUGGCGGCUCCCAUGGUGCCAUAUGCAUAUUCGACCGGUGCAGGCGCAGGUGCAAGUGCAAGUGCAAACGCAGGGGCAAGUGCAAACGCAAGUGCAAACACACACCCAAGCACAAGUGCAAGCACAAGUGCAAACACAACCGCAUUGACCGUCCCCCAACCCCCCCAGAACAGACCCCAGCUCUCAAAAACUCCCUCACCCCGACCUCCAAGCCAGAAAAACCAAAGAGCAAAAGAAGAAGAACAACCACCAAAGAAUGGAACAUCCUUCUAAACGAGUUCAAUAAAAACCCAAAUCCAAACAAGAUCAAAAGAAUCCAACUAUCCCAACAAUGUAACAUGACCGAAAAGACGGUCCAAAUAUGGUUUCAAAAUAGAAGACAAGCCAAUAAAAAAUUAUUAUUGAAAAAUAAUUCCGCAUCACCCACUUCUAGCCUAAACUCCGGCACAAACGGGCCUAAUAAAAGAAUAGGUCUCAAUUUUAUUAAUAACAAUAUCACCACUAUCAAUAUUCGCUAA